This is a messenger RNA of Cyclopterus lumpus (lumpfish), 15593 nucleotides long. RefSeq names its product ryanodine receptor 3-like. Lineage: Eukaryota; Metazoa; Chordata; Actinopteri; Perciformes; Cyclopteridae. The transcript has 102 exons. Gene Ontology annotation, cellular component: sarcolemma; calcium channel complex; sarcoplasmic reticulum membrane. The record is from RefSeq and is a predicted model, not a curated record. Gene Ontology annotation, biological process: calcium ion transmembrane transport; intracellular calcium ion homeostasis. Gene Ontology annotation, molecular function: protein binding; ryanodine-sensitive calcium-release channel activity; calcium ion binding.
GAGGAGCCAGCGGAGGCUUCCCGAGUCUGAACAGGCUCCUUUGCGGCCAUGGCUGAAGGUGGAGAAGGAGAGGAUGAAAUCCAGUUCCUCCGAACUGAUGAUGAAGUGGUGCUCCAGUGCGUGGCCUGCAUUCAGAAGGAGAAUCGCAAGUUCUGCCUGGCUGCUGAGGGGCUGGGCAACCGGCUGUGUUACCUGGAGCCCACAUCUGAGGCGAAGUAUGUUCCUCCAGACCUGUGCAUCUGUACCUUUGUGCUGGAGCAGUCCCUGUCAGUACGGGCCCUCCAGGAGAUGCUGGCUAAGAGCGGACAGAACACUGAAGGGGUGACGCAGAGUGGCGGACACAAGACUCUCCUGUAUGGACACGCCAUCCUACUUCGACAUUCCUUCAGCUCCAUGUACCUGGCCUGUUUGAAGACAUCAAGGUCACAGACAGAUAAGCUGUCCUUUGAUGUCGGACUGCAGGAGGAUUCAACAGGUGAGGCUUGUUGGUGGACAAUCCACCCUGCCUCCAAACAGCGAUCUGAAGGAGAGAAAGUGCGGAUUGGUGAUGACCUCAUCCUCGUCAGCGUGUCCUCAGAGCGAUACCUUCACUUAUCCAUCUCCAGUGGCAAUAUCCAGGUGGAUGCUUCCUUCAUGCAAACCCUGUGGAACGUCCAUCCCAUCUGCUCCGGUAGCAACAUAGAAGAAGGCUACCUGUUGGGUGGUCAUGUGAUGCGGCUGUUCCAUGGACAUGACGAGGUCGUGGCCAUCCCAGGAUCAGACCAGACUGAAGAGCAGCAGAGGAUAGUCAACUAUGAGACGGGUAAAGCCGGCGCCAAGGCCAGGUCCUUGUGGAGACUGGAGCCGCUCCGAAUCAGCUGGAGUGGGAGCCACAUCCGCUGGGGCCAGCCCUUCAGACUGCGGCACCUGACCACCGGCCACUACUUGGCCCUGACUGAUGAUAGGGGGUUGGUGCUGCAGGAUCGGGAGAGGUCCGACACAAUCGCCACCGCCUACUGCUUCAGAGCCUCUAAGGAGAAGCUGGAGCAGAGCCCCAAGCGGGACAUCGAGGGCAUGGGGGUGGCAGAGAUUAAAUACGGGGACUCGCUCUGCUUCAUCAUGCACGUGGCCACGGGACUCUGGCUCUCCUACCAGGCACCUGAUGUCAAAUCUGCCCGUCUAGGUCCCCUCAAGAGACGAGCGUGCCUACAUUCUGAAGGUCACAUGGAUGACGGGUUGACCCUGCAGCGCUGUCAACACGAGGAGUCCCGCGCCGCACGAAUCAUCCGCAACACCACAUUACUCUUUAACCGAUUCAUCAGAGACCUGGAUUGUCUGGGUGUUAAGAAUUGGGCACUGGUUGCGCUGCCUGUUGAGGAGGUGCUCCAAACCCUCAAUGACCUCAUCACCUAUUUCCAGCUCCCUGACGCUGAGCUGGAGCAUGAAGAGAGGCAGAUCAAGCUGCGCUCGCUCAAGAACCGGCAGAACCUAUUCAAACAGGAAGGCAUGCUGACUCUGGUGUCCAACUGUAUCGAUCGCCUCAACCUCUACAAUAGUGCCGCCCACUUCGGGGAGUGUGCGGGGUCAGAGGCCGGAGCAGCUUGGAAAGACAUUCUCAACCUGCUGUAUGAGCUGCUGGCUGCGUUAAUUAGAGGGAACAGAAACAACUGCACCCAGUUCUCCAACAACUUGGACUGGCUGGUGAGCAAACUGGAGAGACUGGAGUCUUCUUCAGGAAUUCUGGAGGUUCUGCACUGCAUUCUAAUUGAGAGCCCCGAGGCCCUCAACAUCAUCCAGCGAGGACACAUCAAGUCCAUCAUAUCAUUACUUUACAAGCACGGACGCAACCACAAGAUUCUGGAUGUGCUCUGCUCGCUGUGUGUGUGUAAUGGUGUAGCUGUGCGGACCAAUCAGAACCUAAUAUGUGAUCACUUGCUGCCCAAGAGAGAUCUGCUGCUGCAAACCCAGCUGGUCAAUGAUGUCCAGAGCAUGAGACCGAACAUCUUCCUGGGGGUGAGCGAUGGCUCGGCUCAGUAUAAGAAGUGGUAUUACGAGCUGAUGAUUGACCAAGUGGACCAUUUUGUGACCAGCGAGCCCUCCCACCUGAGGGUGGGCUGGGCCAACGCUAAAGGCUACGCUCCCUACCCUGGAGGAGGAGAGGGAUGGGGAGGCAAUGGGGUGGGAGACGACCUCUACUCGUAUGGUUUUGAUGGACUCCACCUCUGGUCAGGUCGUAUCCCGCGGGCUGUCGCGUCCAUAAACCAGCACAUAUUGACCUCUGAGGAUGUAGUGAGCUGUUGUCUGGACCUGGGAGCUCCUAGCAUCUCUUUUAGGAUCAACGGACAGCCCGUUCAGGGCAUGUUUGAAAAUUUCAACACAGACGGGCUCUUCUUCCCUGUCGUCAGCUUCUCUGCUGGAGUCAAGGUGCGUUUCCUGUUGGGUGGCCGACAUGGCGACUUUAAGUUCCUGCCUCCGUCAAGUUAUGCUCCGUGUUAUGAAGCUCUGCUACCAAAAGAGAAGAUGAAGGUGGAGCCGGUGAAAGAGUACAAGAGGGAUGUGAAUGCAGUCCGAGAUCUGCUGGGCACCACACAGUUCAUGUCGCAGGCCUCCUUCAUCCCCACACCUGUUGAAACGAGCCAGAUCGUGAUGCUGCCUCAUUUAGAGAAGGUUCGAGACAAGCUAGCAGAGAACAUCCAUGAACUGUGGGGGAUGAAUAAAAUCGAGCUGGGCUGGAUGUAUGGCAAGAUAAGGGAUGAUAAUAAGCGGCAGCAUCCGUGCCUGGUGGAUUUCUCCAAGCUGCCAGAAACUGAAAAGAACUACAAUCUGCAGAUGUCAACAGAAACACUGAAGACCCUGCUGUCAUUGGGCUGUCGGGUAGUUCAGGUCAAUCCAAAUGCUGAGAGCUCCCUCAAAAAGAUAAAACUCCCUAAGAACUACAUGAUGUCCAAUGGUUACAAGCCGUCUCCUCUGGACCUGUCUGAUAUAAAACUGACUCCAGGUCAGGAGCUGCUAGUGGACAAACUGGCAGAGAAUGCACAUAAUGUGUGGGCCAAGGACCGCAUCAAACAGGGAUGGACUUACGGCAUUCAGCAGGAUCUGAAGAGUAAGCGUAACCCUCGCCUAGUUCCCUACGUUCUGCUGGAUGAGCGCACCAAGAAGUCGAACAGGGACAGCCUGCGGGAGGCCAUCCGCACUCUGAUUGGCUAUGGAUACAACAUCGAGCCCUCGGACCAGGAAGGCGGUGAUUCCAUUUUUUCCUCCCCUGUAGGACAAGUAGUCGAGCGGCUCAGCAUCGACAAGAUCCGCUUCUUCAGAGUGGAGAGGACGUACGCAGUGAAGAGCGGGAAGUGGUACUUUGAAUUUGAGGCUGUGACUGGAGGAGACAUGAGAGUGGGCUGGGCGAGACCAGGGUGUAAGCCAGAUGUGGAGCUUGGCACGGAUGAGCUUGCCUUCGUCUUUGAUGGAUACAGGGGUCACUGUCUGAACAUGGGCAGCCGUUUGUUCGGCCGGUGCUGGCAUGCUGGGGACGUGGUGGGCUGUAUGAUCAACAUGGAGGACAAGUCCAUGAUCUUCACCCUUAACGGAGAGAUCCUUAUCACCACCAAAGGCUCUGAGCUCUGCUUCACAGACUUUGAAACUGAGGACGGGUUUAUUCCAGUGUGUAGCCUCGGUCUGGCUCAGGUGGGCCGCAUGAAUCUGGGGAAAGAUGCCAGCACCUUCAAAUACUACACCAUGUGUGGCCUUCAGGAGGGAUUCGAACCUUUUGCUGUCAACAUGAACCGAGAGGUCACCAUGUGGUUCAGCAAGCGUCUGCCUACUUUUGUCAAUGUGCCAAAGGACCAUAACCACAUCACGGUGACCAGGAUCGACGGCACCGUUGACAGCCCCCCGUGUCUUAAAGUCACCCACAAGACAUUUGGAUCCCAGAACAGCAACGCUGAUAUGGUGUUUUGUCGUCUCAGCAUGCCGGUAGAGUUCCAUUCCAUCUUCAAAUCCAGUCCUGUUGUAGACAUGAACGGAGUCCACGAGGAUGACACCCUGAAAGUCAAACACAGCUACAACAUUGUCUAACUCUUGCAUGUGUCAUUACAGUACUACCACUCUGUAAGGGUCUUCGCUGGUCAGGACCCUGCCGGUGUGUGGGUUGGAUGGGUUACCCCCGACUACCAUUACUUUAGCAACAAUUUCAACCUCAGCAAAAACCGAUCGGUCACUGUAACCCUGGGUGACGAGCGAGGACGAGUCCAUGAGAGUGUUCGGAGGAGUAACUGCUACAUCGUGUGGGGGGGUGAUGUCACCAACGCGGCUCACGCAUCCAGUCGCAGCAACGUGGACCUUGAGAUUGGCUGUUUCAUAGACCUAGCCACCGGCCUGGUGACCUUCACUGUCAAUGGCAAGGAGAUAGCCACAUCCUACCAGGUGGAACCCAACACCAAGCUUUUUCCUGCAGUGUUUGUGCAACCCACAAGCCCCAACCUCUUCCAGUUUGAGCUGGCUAAAAUAAAGAAUGCCAUGCCUCUGUCAUCCGCCAUCUUUAAGAGUGAACACAAGAACCCAGUGCCUCAGUGCCCACCCCGUCUAGAUGUCCAGACCAUCAGCGCCGUGCUGUGGAGCCGCAUGCCCAACACCUUCCUCAAGGUGGAAACAGCCAGGGUCAAUGAGAGACACGGCUGGGUGGUCCAGUGUGUGGAGCCCCUGCAGAUGUUGGCCGUUCAUAUACCUGAGGAGAACAGGUGUGUGGACAUCAUGGAGCUGUCUGAGCAGGAGGACAUGAGGAGGUUCCACUACCACACCCUGAAGCUCUACUGUGCCCUCUGCGCUCUGGGAAACACUCGUGUGGCCCACGCCCUCUGCAGCCACCUGGACCAAUCACAGCUCUUAUACACCAUCGACAAUCAGUACCUGUCAGGCAUGUUACGUGAGGGCUUCUACAAUGUCUUGAUCAGCACCCACCUGGAGACAGCGAAAGAGGCUCGACUCACGAUGAAAGACGAGUUCAUCAUCCCCGUCACGGCCGAGACUCGCUCCAUUCGCCUCUUCUCCGAUGCCUCCAAAAAGCACCUCCCGCCAGGGGUGGGGCUUAGUACCUCGCUCAAACCCCGCCUCAAUUUUGCCCCGCCCUGUUUCAUCAGCACCAAACGGGACCAACAUCUCUAUAGUCCCCAAAUCCCACUGGAUGCAUUGAAGGAGAAAUCCAUUUUAAUGUUGACAGAGGCCGUUCAGGGUGGCGGCCACCACAUCAGAGAUCCCGUCGGAGGAGGAGUGGAGUACCAGUUUGUUCCAAUCUUGAAACUCAUCAGCACCUUGUUGACUAUGGGUGUACUCGGUAGCGAGGACGUUCAUAAGAUCUUACUGCUCAUUGACCCAAAUGUUUUCAGAGAGACACGUGAAGAGGGGGCCAUGGGGGCCACAGGGGCCACAGACAAAGAAGGACUUACAGGGACGGAGGAGAAGGCAGUGGAAGCUGGAGAAGAGGAGGCUGCCAAAGAGGCUAAACAGCCAAUGAAAGGAUUGCUGGAGAAGAGGCUGCCUGAGCCUGUCAAACGUCAGAUGUGUGAGCUGCUUCACUAUUUUUGCGACUGCGAGCUGAAGCACCGCAUCGAGGCAAUCGUGUCAUUCUCUGACAGCUUUGUCUCCAAGCUGCAGUACAACCAGAAGUUCCGCUACAACGAGCUGAUGCUGGCCCUCAAUAUGUCAGCUGCUGUUACCGCAAAGAAGACCAAAGAGUUUAGAUCGCCCCCUCAAGAACAGAUCAACAUGCUGCUGACUUUCAAUGUGGGCGAGGACUGUCCGUGCCCAACAGACAUCCAGGAGGAACUGUAUGAUUUUCACAACCAGCUGCAGCUCCACUGUGGAAUCCCUAUGGAGGAAGACGAAUACGAGCAAGAUACGUCUAUCAAAGGUCGCCUGCUGAUGCUGGUCAACAAGAUCAAAGGCCAGUCUCACAAAGCGGAGGAGCCCACAGAGAAGGAGCAAGCCGCACCAUCUAAUCUGAAGGAGCUGAUUUCUCAGACAAUGGUCAGCUGGGCCCAGGAGUGUCACAUCCUGGACUCAGAGCUUGUUCGCAAGAUGUUCAGCCUCCUGAGGAGGCAGUACGACAGCAUUGGGGAGCUUCUCCGGGCCAUGAGGAAGACUUACACCAUCAGUGCUGCCUCAGUCCAGGACACCAUCAACCUCCUGGCUGCCCUCGGUCAGAUCAGAUCUUUGCUGUCGGUUCGUAUGGGGAAGGAGGAGGAGAAGCUCAUGAUUGAUGGACUUGGUGACAUCAUGAACAACAAAGUAUUCUACCAGCACCCCAACCUAAUGAGAAUACUGGGCAUGCAUGAGACUGUUAUGGAGGUCAUGGUCAAUGUGCUCGGAGGACACAAGUCCCAGGAAAUUGCCUUCCCCAAGAUGGUGGCCAGCUGCUGUCGCUUCCUGUGCUACUUCUGCCGUAUCAGCCGUCAAAACCAGAAAGCCAUGUUCGACCACCUCAGCUACCUGCUGGAGAACAGCAGCGUCGGCCUAGCUUCCCCAGCAAUGAGGGGCUCCACUCCUCUAGACGUGGCUGCUUCCUCUGUGAUGGACAACAACGGCCUGGCCCUGGCACUGGAGGAGCCCGAUCUGGACAAGGUGGUCACCUACUUAGCAGGCUGUGGUCUCCAGAGUUGUCCAAUUCUCCUGGCUAAAGGUUACCCAGACAUCGGCUGGAACCCCAUUGAGGGGGAGCGUUACCUUUCCUUCCUACGGUUUGCUGUCUUUGUCAACGGCGAGAGCGUAGAGGAGAACUCCAGUGUUGUGGUCAAGCUGCUCAUUCGUCGUCCAGAGUGUUUUGGACCUGCCCUGAGGGGGGAGGGAGGGAACGGCCUGCUGGCUGCCAUGAAGGAAGCCAUCAAGAUCUCUGAGACGCCGGCUCUGGACCUGCCGGGCUCUGUGCAUGGGAUCAGCUCUGACAUGUCUGCUGAUGGGGAUGAUGAGGAGGAGGUUGUACACAUGGGCAAUGCCAUAAUGUCCUUCUACUCUGCACUCAUUGACCUGUUGGGACGUUGCGCUCCAGAGAUGCAUCUCAUCAACAAGGGGAAAGGUGAAGCUCUGCGUAUCCGGGCCAUCUUGCGCUCUCUGGUGCCUACUGAAGACCUCGUGGGAAUUAUCAGCAUACCGCUCAAAAUGCCCAUCACCAACAAAGAUGGGUCGGUGACUGAGCCGGACAUGUCGGCCUGCUUCUGUCCAGAUCACAAGGCCCCCAUGGUGCUGUUUUUAGACAGGGUGUAUGGUAUCGAGGACCAGAGCUUUCUUCUUCACCUGCUCGAAGUGGGCUUCCUUCCGGACCUGAGGGCUGCUACCUCUCUGGAUACGGAGGGUCUAUGUACCACAGAGACGGCCCUGGCCAUGAACCGGUUCAUCGGCUCAGCCAUGCUCCCGCUCCUCACCCGCUGCGCUCCUCUCUUUGCCGGCACCGAGCACUACGCCACCCUCAUCGACUCCACUCUGCACACCAUCUACCGCCUUUCUAAAGGCCGUUCCCUCACCAAGGCCCAGAGAGACGCCAUAGAGGAGUGCCUGCUGGCUGUCUGCAAGCACCUUCGUCCCUCCAUGUUGCAGCAGCUCCUUCACCGCCUUGUCUUUGAUGUGCCCUUGCUGACCGAUUACUGCAAGAUGCCUCUCAGACUGCUAACCAACCACUAUGAGCAGAACUGGAAGUACUACUGCCUCCCAUCGGGUUGGGGCAGCUACGGCACAGCAUCCGAGGAUGAACUGCUGCUCACCAAGAAAAUCUUCUGGGGAGUAUUUGAUUCUCUGUCCCAGAGGAAAUAUGACGCAGAGCUUUUCAAGAUGGCCAUGCCUUGCCUCAGUGCCAUAGCUGGAGCUUUGCCACCGGACUACGUAGACGCCUCAAUUAGUACCACUGUGGAGAAACCCGUUUCUGUAGAUGCUCAGGGCAACUUUGACCCCAAACCCAUCAGUACUGCUAACAUUGCUCUUCCAGAGAAGCUCGAGCAAUUUGCCAACAAAUAUGCCGAACAUUCCCAUGAGAAAUGGUCUGCAGAGAAGGUGCUGUUGGGAUGGAAAUAUGGAGACUGUGUAGAUGAGAAGGCCAAGAUUCACCCUCAGCUCAGAAUCUACAAAGCCCUGACAGAGAAGGAGAAAGAUAUUUACAGAUGGCCAAUUAGAGAGUCCCUGAAGAAUUUGCUGGCAAUGAGCUGGAGCAUCGACAGGACCAAAGAUGGAGAAAGCAUGUCUCUACAGAGGGAGAAUGAGAAAAUGAGAAAGAUCUCUCAGGCUUCACAGGCAAAUGGCUUCAAUCCGAGCCCCAUAGACACAAGCAACGUGGUUUUAUCCAGAGAAUUGCAGGGGAUGGUGGAGGUGGUGGCUGAAAAUUAUCAUAACAUCUGGGCCAAGAAGAAAAAGAGUGACCUUGGAAGCAGAGGAGGGGGAACACACCCUCUGUUGGUGCCCUAUGACACGCUGACAGCCAAAGAGAAGGCCCGGGACCGCGAGAAAGCCCAGGACCUGUUCCGCUUCCUGCAGAUCAAUGGCUACAGCAUCACAAGAGGUUUGAAGGACUUGGAGCAGGAUUCCUCUUCCAUGGAGAAGAGGUUCGCUUACAAGUUCCUCAAGAAGCUGCUCAAGUACGUCGACUCGGCUCAGGAGUUCAUCGCUCACUUGGAGGCCAUGGCUGCCAGCGGCAAAACAGACAGGUCCCCUCAUGAACAAGAAAUCAAGUUUUUUGCCAAAGUUCUCCUUCCUCUCAUCGACCAGUACUUCAAGAACCACUCUCUCUACUUCCUCUCCUCCCCCAGUAAGAACCUGAGCAGCAGCGGUUACGCCUCCAACAAGGAGAAGGAGAUGGUCACCAGCCUGUUUUGUAAACUGGCAGCUCUUGUCAGACAUAGGAUUUCUCUCUUUGGGAGCGACUCCAUGACCAUCGUCAGCUGUCUGCAUAUCCUGGCACACACCCUGGACACCAGGACAGUGAUGAAGUCGGGCUCAGAGCUGGUGAGGGUGGGGCUGAGGACGUUCUUUGAGAAUGCUGCAGAAGACCUGGAGAAGACGUUUGAGAACCUGAAGCUGGGGAAGUUCACUCACUCCCGCUCCCAGAUGAAAGGGGUGUCGCAGAAUAUCAACUACACCACAGUAGCUCUGCUCCCCAUUUUAACCGCUUUGUUUGAACACAUCACUCAACACCACUUUGGAGUCGACCUGCUUUUGGAUGAUGUCCAAGUGUCUUGCUAUCGAAUCCUGACCAGUCUCUACGCACUGGGUACUGGGAAAAACAUCUAUGUAGAAAGACAGCUACCAGCUCUCGGUCAGUGUCUGGCCACCCUGGCUGGAGCCAUGCCUGUGGCCUUCCUGGAGCCGCUCCUUAACACGUACAACCCCUGCUCUGUCUUUAAUACCAAGAGUGCCAGAGAACGAGCCAACCUCGGCAUACCAGACUCGGUAGAGGAGAUGUGUCCUGGGAUGCCGCGGCUGGACGGACUGAUGAAGGACAUCAAUGACAUGGCCGAGUCGGGAGCUCGGUACACAGAGAUGCCUCACGUUAUCGAGGUGGUGCUGCCUAUGCUAUGUAACUAUCUGUCCUACUGGUGGGAGAGGGGGCCUGAGAACCAGCCAGCCAGCGGGGGCAGCAUCUGCUGCACCACCGUCACGUCAGAAAACCUCAGCCUAAUUCUUGGCAACAUCCUCAAGAUCCUCAACAACAACUUGGGCAUCGAUGAGGCCUCCUGGAUGAAGAGGAUUGCAGUUUAUGUGCAACCCAUCAUCAGCAAGGCCCGUGCAGACCUGCUGAAGAGCCACUUCCUUCCUACACUUGAGAAGCUAAAGAAGAAAACAGUGAAGGUGGUGUCUGAGGAAGAGCUGUUGAAGGCAGACAGUAAAGGAGACACCCAGGAAGCGGAGCUGCUCAUCCUGGACGAGUUUGCCGUACUCUGCAGGGACCUGUACGCCUUCUACCCCAUGCUUAUCCGCUAUGUGGACAACAACAGGUCAAGAUGGCUAAAAGAACCAGACGCUGACUCCAAUGAUCUCUUUAGAAUGGUCGCUGAGAUAUUUAUCCUCUGGUGCAAGUCACACAAUUUCAAAAGAGAAGAGCAGAACUUUGUGGUCCAGAAUGAAAUUAACAACCUUUCCUUCUUGACUGGAGACAAUAAAACCAAGAUGUCUAAGUCUGGAGGACAAGACCAGGAGAGGAAACACAAGAAAAGGCGUGGUGAGUUUUACUCUAUCCAGACAUCGCUCAUCGUUGCCGCUCUGAAGAAGAUGCUGCCGAUCGGCCUCAACAUGUGUACCCCAGGAGACCAGGAGCUCAUCUCUUUAGCCAAGACUCGCUACCUCCUGAGAGACACAGACGAAGAAGUCAAAGAUCAUAUUCGGCAGAAUCUGCACCUUCGAGAAAAGUCAGAGGACCCUGCAGUGAGGUGGCAGCUAAACCUGUACAAGGACAUAGCGAUGAUAAGUGAGGGGCCUCCAGACCCUGAGAGGGUGGUGGACCGUAUCCAAAGGAUCUCUGCUGCUGUCUUCAACCUGGAGCAGGUGGAGCAGCCAUUGAGAUCCAAGAAAUGUGUCUGGCAGAAGUUGCUGUCCAAGCAGAGGAAGCGAGCGGUGGUCGCCUGCUUCCGCAUGGCUCCACUUUAUAAUCUGCCACGGCAUCGCUCUAUUAACCUCUUCCUCCUGGCCUAUCAGAGAAUAUGGAUAGAAACAGAGGAGUACUCUUUUGAGGAGAAGCUAGUGCAGGAUCUUGCUAAAACGCAGCCCAAAGUGGAAGAAGAGGAAGAGGAGGAGGUCAGAAAGCAGCCAGACCCUCUUCACCAGCUCAUUCUGCAUUUCAGCCACAACGCUCUCACUGAGUGCAGUUCUUUGGAGGAGGAUCCCUUGUAUAUUGCAUAUGCAGAUAUGAUGGCAAAGAGUUGCGAUGAAGGUGAAGAAGAAGAAGAGGAAGAAAAAGAGAAAACAUUUGAGGAAAAGGAAAUGGAGAAGCAGAAGAUGCUGUACCAGCAAGCCAGACUACAUGAUCGAGGAGCUGCAGAGAUGGUGCUUCAGAUGAUCAGUGCCAGCAAAGGUCGACUUGGUGCUAUGGUGACUUUCACCCUCAAACUAGGUAUCUCCGUCCUCAACGGCGGAAACAUACUGGUGCAGCAGAAAAUGCUGGACUACCUGAAGGAAAAAAGAGACGUUGGCUUUUUCAAAAGUUUGUCUGGACUGAUGAUGUCUUGCAGUGUCCUGGACUUAAAUGCAUUUGAAAGGCAAAAUAAAGCUGAAGGUCUGGGGAUGGUUACUGAAGAAGGAUCAAUCAACGUGAGUGAGCGGGGUUCCAAGGUACUGCAGAAUGAUGAGUUCACAAAGGAUCUCUUUAGGUUUCUGCAACUUCUCUGUGAGGGCCACAACAAUGAUUUUCAGAACUUCCUGAGGACUCAGACAGGGAACACAACAACAGUUAAUAUCAUCAUCAGUACUGUAGACUACCUACUAAGACUUCAGGAAUCCAUUAGUGAUUUCUACUGGUACUACUCUGGUAAGGAUAUUAUAGAUGAGGCAGGUCAGAGGAAUUUCUCCAAAGCACUGGCAGUGGCCAAGCAAGUCUUCAACUCUUUAACGGAGUACAUACAGGGUCCAUGUAUUGGGAACCAGCAGAGUCUGGCUCACAGCAGGCUGUGGGAUGCAGUGGUGGGCUUCUUGCAUGUUUUUGCCAACAUGCAGAUGAAGUUAUCCCAGGACUCCAGCCAGAUUGAAUUAUUGAAGGAGCUGCUGGACCUGCAGAAGGACAUGAUCGUCAUGAUGCUCUCCCUUCUCGAAGGUAAUGUUGUCAAUGGUACCAUUGGCAAACAAAUGGUGGACACCUUGGUGGAAUCUUCCAGUAACGUGGAGAUGAUCCUUAAGUUUUUUGACAUGUUCCUCAAGUUAAAGGACUUGACCACCUCGGACAGCUUCAAGGAGUACGACCCUGAGAGGAAAGGGGUCAUCUCUAAGAAAGAUUUCCAAAAGUCCAUGGAGAACCAGAAACAGUAUUCUCAGUCUGAGAUUGAGUUUCUUCUCUCCUGCGCUGAGGCUGACGAGAACGACAUGUUCAACUACGAGCAGUUUGUGGAGAGAUUUCAUGUGCCCGCCAAGGACAUCGGCUUUAAUGUAGCUGUGCUGCUGACUAAUCUCUCUGAGCACAUGCCUCAUGAUGCUCGCCUCUCAACAUUCCUCGACCUGGCUGAGAGUGUUCUCAGCUACUUUGAGCCUUACCUGGGUCGUAUUGAAAUCAUGGGCGGAGCCAAGCGCAUCGAGAGAGUCUACUUUGAGAUCAGUGAGUCGAGUCGCACCCAGUGGGAAAAGCCUCAGGUGAAAGAGUCAAAGCGGCAGUUCAUCUUCGAUGUCGUCAACGAAGGGGGUGAGAGUGAGAAGAUGGAACUGUUUGUCAACUUCUGCGAGGACACAAUCUUUGAGAUGCAGUUAGCUUCUCAAAUUUCAGAGCCGGACCCAGUGGAGCGUCCAGAGGAAGACGAGGAAGACAAGCAGAUUGUGGUGGAAAACCAAGAAGAGGAAGAGGAGGAGAUUGUGAUGUUGGAGUCCUCCUCUGCUUUUACAGUUGCCUGCAUCUCCUUGAAAAAAAGCCUCUGUCACUUCCGCCAGCUGCUCACUCUCAAGAGCAUGAGGCGGCAGUACAGAAAAUUCAGGAAGAUGAGCCUUAAGGAGAUGGUGCGAGGCUUCUUCUUUUUCUUCUGGAUGAUCAUCACGGGCCUCUUCCACUUUGUCUACAGCCUGGUUUGGGGUUUCUUCCAUAUCUUGUGGACCACUAUGUUUGGGGGUGGCCUCGUCGAAGGGGCCAAGAACAUGAAGGUUACGGACAUUUUGGGAAACAUGCCAGACCCCACCCAGUUCGGGAUCCACGGAGACGUGUUGGAGAUGGAAAAGAUGGAGGCGAGUGAAGCGUCUGCGUUGGCGGAGAUGGGUCAGAUGGCGCAGGGAGAUGCAGGAGAGGCAGACCUGAUGGCUGAGCUGCUGAACAUACAGCCCAAGAAGGAGGGAAAGCACGGGGCAGAGCCAGGUUUGGGGGAUGUGUCUGAGGUGGUGGUGGGGGAUGCUCCGUCCAUUGCUAGCGCCGUCAGGCAGAAGAAGGCGCAGUUGGCUGCAAAGAAGACUACUGUAAAUGGAGACCACAAAUCGGAUUCAGAGAAAGGAGAUUCAGAUGAUGGCGAGAAGAAAGACCACGACAAGGCUAAAGACGAAGGCCCUCCUGAGCCUUUAGUGGUGAAAAAAGCCUCGAAGAAGAGGAUCGGCCAGAAGAAAGAACUACCGGAGGUCUUCAUGGCCAGCUUCUUCGCUGGCUUGGAGGUCUACCAAACCAAGAUGCUAAAUUACCUGGCCAGAAACUUCUACAACCUCCGCUUCCUGGCGCUUUUUGUCGCCUUUGCUAUCAACUUCAUUCUGCUCUUCUACAAAGUGACCGGUGAUUACUCGGACGAUGAAGACCCCUGGAAUGGUCAAGGCAGAGCUGGGGAGGAGGAAGAUGAUGGUGCACUUGAGUAUUUUGUCUUGCAGGAGAGCACAGGUUACAUGGCGCCAACGCUUCGCUGUCUGGCUGUACUACACACUAUCAUAUCCUUCCUGUGUGUAGUGGGGUACUACUACCUGAAGGUGCCCCUGGUAGUGUUUAAACGUGAGAAGGAGAUAGCGAGAAAGUUGGAGUUUGCCGGCCUUUACAUCACAGAGCAGCCGUCAGAUGACGACAUCAAAGGACAAUGGGACAGACUGGUUAUCAAUACUCCUUCCUUCCCCAACAACUACUGGGAUAAAUUUGUCAAACGCAAAGUAAUUAAAAAGUAUGGCGACCUUUAUGGAGCUGAGAGGAUAGCAGAGCUGCUGGGGAUGGAUAAGAGCGCCCUGGAUUUCAACCCUACAGAGGAAACGGUUGCCAAGGAGGCUUCACUGGUGUCAUGGUUGAGCUCAAUCGACACUAAGUACCACGUGUGGAAAAUGGGGGUGGUGUUUACAGAUAAUUCCUUCCUGUACCUCGUAUGGUACACCACCAUGUCCAUCCUCGGCCAUUACAACAACUUCUUCUUCGCUGCUCAUCUGCUGGACAUCGCCAUGGGCUUCAAGACCCUGCGCACCAUCCUCUCCUCUGUCACACAUAAUGGCAAACAGCUGGUGUUGACAGUGGGCCUGCUGGCAGUCGUGGUCUAUCUCUACACUGUGGUGGCCUUCAACUUCUUCAGGAAGUUCUACAACAAGAGCGAGGAUGAGGAUGAACCGGACAUGAAGUGUGAUGACAUGAUGACUUGUUACCUGUUCCACAUGUACGUCGGGGUGAGAGCAGGAGGGGGCAUUGGGGAUGAGAUCGAGGACCCAGCUGGUGACCCCUAUGAGCUCUACCGCAUCCUAUUUGACAUCACCUUCUUCUUCUUUGUCAUCGUCAUCCUCCUGGCCAUCAUCCAGGGUUUGAUCAUUGAUGCCUUUGGAGAGCUGAGAGACCAGCAGGAACAAGUCAAAGAGGACAUGGAGACCAAAUGCUUCAUCUGUGGGAUCGGUAAUGACUACUUUGACACAACGCCUCACGGCUUUGAGACUCACACCUUACAAGAGCACAACUUGGCCAACUACCUGUUUUUCCUGAUGUACCUUAUCAACAAGGACGAGACGGAGCACACGGGCCAGGAGUCCUAUGUGUGGAAGAUGUACCAGGAGCGCUGCUGGGAUUUCUUCCCCAGCGGGAGAUUGCUUCCGCAAAACAGUACGAAGACCUGCUUGGAUAGAGCGAUGCCUCCUCUUCACCUCUGUUCUUAUCCAGCGGGCUGCUGGAACAUGUGGUUCCACACACAGCUGCUGGACUACAACACCACACAGUCAUCCCUCCAAUGCUUCAGGCUGGCCGGAGGAGAGACAAACUACUUUUUAAUCUAAAAAGAGAAACGUCUCCGACCCGUGUCAGUGCCAGUCUAAGAGGAUACGAUAUGUAACUUUCCCAGACAUUUAGUUUUUUUGUUGUUUUGGGACUCGUCUUUGACAGCGUGUUGCCUUUUUCUCCACAUAACCCCAAGUCAUUGCACAAUUAUUUAUUUUUGUCUUUUGAGGAACACUGGGUUGUGUGGGGUUAUGGGACAAUGUGUCAGUCAUAUUAUGCACAAGAACCCAACUUCAAUAUUUUGAGAAUGUUGAACUUGAGACUUAAUGCCAAAAGAAAAGUGAGGAGUUCAGUAGAUUUACAUUGUGCGCAAAAAAUGUGACGUGAGAAGUUUUUUUUUCAGAUGUUGUAACCUUGCAUAUUGAGAUACGGUUUAGAAUGAAGUGGCAAAAGGUUUAUAAUGUAGGAUUAAAAAAAUGCCUAAUUUUUUCAUGAAGUGCCUUACAGUACUGUAUCUACAUUACAAUGAAGCUAUGCAAAACCUUUGUUUCUUCUUUAUUGUAUGUAAGUACAGUAAUUCUUCUGGAGCAGUAACACGUAGCUGUCCUGAUACGUAGUUUUGUGGCUGAACUUUCUCAUUUUUCAAAAAAGCAUUUGAUUUGACAGAUUAUUGUUUUUGCUGAAUGCAGCCUAACUGCAAGUGUUCAAGGUACAAAGUGUAAAAAUAAAUCAUCAGAAUUUACUGAUCGCUUUCAAACAGAACAAAAAUGUAAUUGCUAUUGUAUGGCCAUUUAUAUGUAGUAGCUUU